Molecule: messenger RNA, 963 nt
Organism: Botrytis sinoallii
Lineage: Eukaryota; Fungi; Ascomycota; Leotiomycetes; Helotiales; Sclerotiniaceae
Exons: 2
Coding region: 1-963 (320 amino acids)
Molecular function (GO): hydrolase activity, acting on ester bonds
Source: RefSeq, a predicted model, not a curated record
AUGAAGACUACAUCAGGCCUUUUCUUAGCCACCUUGGCAGCUUCCGUUUCUGCGGUCCCAUUCAAUCACGCAUAUGGCAAGUCUAACGGGGAACAUGUAAGACCAACAUGGUCUCCUCCAAGCGCUUCAUCAGCUGCCGCUUCUGAAGAUACAGCUUCGUCCUCAAGUACCUCUACCGUUGCAGCUACUUCUGUGGCCUCAAGCAUCGUUGCUUCUAGCGCUGUCGUACUUGCCGCAUCAGCUGCAUCUCCAACAGUGUAUAUGUGUGGUGAUUCUACAAUGGCUCUCGGUGGGGGUGGAACUGGAACUCAAGGUUGGGGUGUAUACCUCCCAUAUUCCCUGACCAUCCCCGUCGUCAAUGACGCCAAAGCCGGCCGCUCAGCCCGUUCCUACACCGAUGAAAAUCGCUUUGGCGCCGUCAUUGAUACCAUAAAAUCCGGCGACAUCGUCAUCAUUGAGUUCGGACACAAUGAUGGAGGAUCCCUUACCCCCACCGAUAACGGCCGCUCUGAUUGCGUCGGAGCUGGCAACGAAACCUGCACCACAGAUGCCGGUGUGAUCGUUCAAACAUACCCCACCUAUCUCACCAAUGCCACCGAGCUCAUGACUGCGAAAGGCGCCCAUGUCAUCAUCUCCUCUCCCACUCCAGAUAACACAUGCGAGACAGGUAAAUGCUCAUACACAUCCCCUCGUUUCACCGGGUAUGGCAAGAUUAUUGUGGAAAACGUUGGAAGCAUGGCUAGCUUCAUUGACCACGGUACAUAUCUCGCCAAUCAGUACGCCGUUCUUGGCGCUACAACUGUUGACACCUAUUAUCCAAAUGACCACACUCAUACUUCUCCUAUUGCCGCCGACUUGGUUGCAGGUGUGUUUGUUAAAGGUGUUCUGUGUGCCGGUUCCUCUAACCCUCUAUACUCUUACAUUAAGAAUAGCACUGAUAGUGUUGUCGGCACCUGUAUUUAA